Molecule: messenger RNA, 1202 nt
Organism: Arabidopsis arenosa
Lineage: Eukaryota; Viridiplantae; Streptophyta; Magnoliopsida; Brassicales; Brassicaceae
Source: the annotation of a GenBank genome assembly
GUUGAGAGGCUAACGGAAGUUUGUGGUAGUAGCUCACUAGCAAACAAUGGAGGGGAGGUUGAAUAAUAUGUGGAGGUUGACUGUGAAUGAGAGUAAAUUCGUGGAAUCUGCGUUGCAAUCUGAGCUCAGAGUCGAUGGUCGUGGCCUUUAUGAUUACCGCAAGCUUACUAUUAAGUUUGGCAAGGAAUCUGGUAGCUCAGAAGUUCAACUGGGUCAGACUCAUGUAAUGGCUUUUGUGACUGCUCAGCUAGUACAACCUUACAAAGACAGACCUAAUGAAGGCUCCUUCUCUAUCUUCACGGAGUUUUCUCCAAUGGCUGAUCCAUCGUUUGAGCCAGGUCAUCCUGGUGAAUCUGCUGUUGAGCUGGGCCGUAUUAUAGACCGUGCUCUAAGAGAAAGCCGUGCAGUAGAUACAGAGUCGCUCUGUGUUCUAGCCGGAAAGCUGGUCUGGUCUGUUCGCAUUGAUCUUCACAUUUUGGACAACGGAGGGAACUUGGUUGAUGCUGCAAAUAUUGCUGCUUUAGCUGCACUCUUGACAUUCAGGAGACCUGAUUGCACUGUAGGAGGGGAGAACAGUCAAGAAGUGAUCAUACAUCCACCCGAAGAAAGGGAACCACUUCCAUUGAUAAUACAUCAUCUCCCAAUAGCCUUCACGUUUGGAUUUUUUAAUAAAGGCAGUAUCUUGGUGAUGGACCCAACUUAUGUUGAAGAAGCUGUUAUGUGUGGGAGAAUGACUGUGACAGUCAAUGCCAAUGGCGAUAUAUGCGCAAUCCAAAAACCGGGAGAAGAAGGUGUGAACCAGAGUGUAAUCCUUCAUUGCCUGCGUCUUGCUUCCUCAAGAGCUGCUGCAACAACUAAGAUAAUUAGAGAAGCAGUUGAAGCAUACAACCGUGAGAGGAGCUCACAGAAGGUGAAACGACAUCAUACUUUGGCUAAGUCUGAAGUUUCGGGACCUAUUGUAGUUGUGUAGGAAGAGACAUAAACAAAAGAAUCCUCGGUUCAGGAAAAAGCUGCAGAAAUAUCUCGAGAACAUGUCAAAAGACUAAGGAGCUGAUUGGCUGUGGUCGACCAUGGUUACUUUAAAAUUUAUGCGGUAAAGAUUUUAGUUGUAGAAAUCUGAUCAGCAACACAAGCUACAAAAACGUCGAUAUGAUCAAAAUAUGUUGAGACUUCUCACACUUGAAUAGAUGACUUGUCUCAAA